This is a messenger RNA of Spirometra erinaceieuropaei, 16602 nucleotides long. Lineage: Eukaryota; Metazoa; Platyhelminthes; Cestoda; Diphyllobothriidea; Diphyllobothriidae. The record is from the annotation of a GenBank genome assembly.
AUGUCAGAGAACAUCAAACUGGAGAAGGUAGGCGCGAGGACUGAGCCAUGCUUUACACCAUUGGCCAUUGCAAAUGCCUCUGAUAUGACUUCAUUAUCCGUGACGCUUGCUUUCAACCAUCGUGGAGCUGACGCAAUAUCUGAGUGAAUCGCUUGGUGAAGCCGAAUUUCUACAUGAUUUUUCACAGUCCUCCGCCAUUCACCGUGUCGAAGGCUUUCGACAAAUUCAUGAAGGUAGAAUAGAUAUGGAUCUGCACCUCAUGACACUCUUCCUGCCGAUGGCGGGCCGCAAAGAUCACUUCCGCGGUCCCACGAUGAUGGUGGAAACCAUACUGGCUUCGCGGCAGUAGACCCUAUUCCGGAUGAUUGUGCAGACGGUUGAGAAUAAUACGGGCGAAGGUCUUUCCGAUGAUGUUAAGCAGGGAGAUGACGCUGUGGUUAUCGCACAUUAGGCGGUUCAUUUUCCACUUGCAGAGGUGAACGAUUGUGGCAUACUGGAAAUCCUGUGAGACGCCUCCUUAACACCGCAGCUCCUGUAAGAACGUCGUCAAAUGUUCCAUAAGUUGGGGGCCACCGUGCUUGUAGAUCUCAGCAGGGAUCGCGUCAGAUCCGGACACUUCCCCUCUGGAGAGCUGCUGCACGGCCUUGAUGGUUUCGUGCAGAUAGAGGCAGAAGGUUGAAUUUGACGUUGGCUUCCAUUUGAGGCAGACGGACGAUGGCGGCGUCGGAGAUAGUGGAAGGACAGUUGAGGAGGCCUUUGAAGUGCACGGCGCAUGGCUUCAGAAUUAACGUCUUCUCGGUGAGUAAGGUGGCUCUAUUAGCACUGAGGAGAGGAGCAGUCACUUUAACUGUGAAACCGCAGACAGCCUUGAUCGCGGGCGAAGACGUUCCUCUAUUCAUUACGGUCCGUGUACGCUCGAGUCUUCUCAGUCUUGCGAGCCAUCCAGGCCUCAGGCAUCUCCCGCAACCGUCGCUGCACAAGGCGGCGACCACAGUAGAAAACUGCUAUAUUGUCAUCGGUGAGGCGGUUACCGUAGAAUUUGUGCAGACUGUUCUUCUCAGCGGGUAGGUUGCUGAUGGCGUCUUCGUUGUCGUCGCAACAGUUCUGAUAUUGACGGCGUGCGCGACGGGCCACCAACUGAAUUACGUCUCUCACUUGACCCCAUCGGUUCUCCACGGAGGCAUUCACGUUGGCAACGUUGGACGCGAAGACUGGAAGUGUGGCUAAUCGUCGAUCUAGCGCAUUGCUGAAAUGGAGAUUGUGAGUAGGCAAAAGCAGCAAAGCAAUAUUCAGCUUAUUUAGGGACGCUUAAUUUGAGGUCUUCUGUAUAGUUUUAGGCGGAUCUUUGUCUAAGAGAGGCCGAAGAGAUGGUCGGCCAUCCGUCGACACCCGAGAUCGCCCUUGUCAUCAGCACGUUGUGAUGGCCUCACAUUUGAACGCGAACAUGGUCCAGUAGGCUCCAGUAUGGCGACCGAGGGUGUAUCCAGGUCGCCUUCUCCCGCGUCGGUCGACAAAAAAGAUGUUUGUUGGCACCCAAUUCCUCCAUUUGGCCUCAUUUGGAGACACGGGUCCCGUUGAGUGCAACAAUGUCCACCUUGUUGCGCACCAGUUCCCAAGCGACUAGCGGCGUUUUCAGUUCCGUCGGUUGCUCCAGGUAUUGUCUAAAAGAGAACAAACAUUCUACGCUGCCAGGGUGAACUGACUCACCGUAGCAGUCUUUGGGGUGGGGCAGAGAGGAGAAGGAGGGUGGAGAGAGAGAGAGAAACAGUUCCGUGUUUGGCUGUUUCGACCGUAUGUUUUGCAUUUGCGACCUACGGUCGGUAUUUGUCCUACGUGGCGGUCACUUACCCUGUGGCCUCCUGAGGGCUUGCAGACAAAGCCUCAUCUUGAAAAUGGCGAUGCGGUAAUACGUAGGACUUUUGAUCAUUGGGUAAGAGAAUAGACUAGAGUUGAAAUUAGGGGAGAGUGAAUGGCGGAAGAGAAGGGCAGAGAAUAGACACGAAGGAGCAGAAAGGCGCUGGCCUUCCGGCCACUGGGUCAGUGAUAUGAUGAGUGCUGAAUUUGCAAGGGUGAGCAGGCAAAGGCAAUCAAGCGGUAUUCAGCUUACCUGAGAGUUCACUUACCUUUUGACCUUCUGUGGGGUUGCAGACGGAGACUCAGCUCGGUGAUGACGUGUCAGUGAUCCGUUCGACCAACGGUGGUGGGAGGGGAAUCGAGUUGCCGUAUGUGGAGAUGCGCACACGGAUGUCCUCACUUGGUUUAACCCGUCCAUCGGGGCGGUUGCCGUGUGUAUAGCCGCUAGACGGAGUCUGGCUUCGGGAGCCACCUGUGAGAGUUAAAUACUAGUUUAUGGACGCUAGGCGUAGCCCACACAUGCUGGCAGCUGAGCGACCUACUACGACCGUCACAUGAACACGAAACUGGACAUCCUCCCACCCCUACACCAGCAGCUGGAAAGAAUUGGCAUAAGUAGUUGUACAGGAGUUUCAGAGGACCGCAGGGAGACACAGUGAGGCUAUUUUAAGCAACAGCAUGACGGCGUAGAUGACUUUUUCUGGUAUUAAACAACUUAAGGCCAAGUACGUCCAAAAAGGGAAUGUAAUGAUAAAUAAGUCUUUAGAGAUCUAAUUCCAUCAAGUCACGGCCCUGAAGUGAUAUGGGGCCAGGUCAUCGACAAAUAAACAAGUUGUUCCCUUACAGAUUGAACUCACAUGAAAGGGAGAUAAGCCUCAAACUCGUGCCUUUUCGGGGACUCGAGGUCGAUAAAAAUGCAGCGAAAGAACUGAUGGGAAUUUGCUCAGACAUUAAAGUCCUUAAUCAGAUUUGCUUAAUCGAGAAGGGUAACCUCUAACAACAAGUAAACGGUAAUUGAGUUUGCUUCGAGUUCAAAAAUUCGACUGGUCAAAUCUCAUGUUUUCUUUCACAUGGGUCACCAACCUCCUCUUUUUCAGUUUUAUGCGUUUUACAGCACAACCGUAGGACGUUCCCAACACUGCUAACCGCGGGUAACCUCCAGGGAGACAUCCAGAAAAUUGAGGAUGUAUCGUAGAUGGUAAUAUACAUAUUUUAAAUUCGGUAUCAAAAAUGAAGUAAAUGGGUAUUUGGGUGGCAAUGACGUCCAAGAAGUCGACUUAGAAAGAUAGGUACAGUAGUGUAUGUUGCUAUAUAAAAUAAACUAUUUAUGAUAAAGUUAAAAAAGAAAAAAAAAUUACAGACAUAUGUUUGGACGUCUUUGACUUCAUUAGCUGCAGUGGUCUAGUUUUCCGUGAACGACCCCGGAUAAUGGGGGAGUGCAGAUUACUCAAAAUGAAAAACAAGUAUUCUCAGUGAGAAUGAAAAUGAUUAAUUCAGUACGGUCGUUCUGACCGGGGACCUUGAAUUGAGGAUUUUUAUUGACCAUUGAACGCUGUAUCACAUACAAACCUACUGAUUGUAUUGCGGUUCUUUUUCACCGCAGGAAGGCCUACGUCUUUAAAGCUACACUUCUAGUCUUACUAAUCUCACUGGAAUUCGAGGUCUGUAAAAAGAGCAUUUGUGAGUUCUUUUUGUAUACUUUAAUAGUAUUUCCAUAAUUUGAGAGAAUCUUUUUAAUACUAGCAAUGUGCUAUUUCACGGACGCCUGGUGGUUUAAAAUCAUAACUGAUGUGAAGUCUUACUCUCCUUCGAUGCUUAGCCAUACCAUUGGCCAAUGUACAUACAUAGCUAAAAUACCGACGUGUGUAGUAUGUUCGAAUUACGAUCCUGUUUAUACUGACAGUUGAACUGGCAAUAGUGUUGAAGUGUAACAUAAACGUUAAGAGCAACGAAGUUGUCACUUGUGGCGCGAGAGUCUCGCCUAUGAUGGCGAUCGUGCACCCUCUUGUAUGCGCCCUUAUGGGCCUCCCCUAUUUGUUGUUGCUCGGACUGAUGACCGACCUUCAGAUUUUGAAAGACGAAUUUUCAGUAAACGGCAGCAAAAGCAUCUACAGACAGUUAGUUUAUGGAUUGACAAAUUUUGACGCCUACAAACGGCCGAUGUCAAUUGUAGAAAGUAACGUGCUGGGCUACCUCAGUGGUGAUCAAAGCCAAAAUAUCUUUCCUGUAAAGGUGGCCCUUCGGUCCCCCGCCUUCUGCAGUAGUUAUCAAGGGCGUAUGAAGUUCGUAAACACUUGCUACCCGUAAGUGUUUUAUCUGAGGGCGGCAGAGAACCACUAAGAUACUGGAACGUCGAUAAUGAAAGACAAGGACUCCCAGCGCUACAUGUUAUUGACAGUUGUCGUAAGGAAUUUGGGGCUGCUAACAUCUGCCGAUGCCCAUCAAUCUCAGAAAACUCAGAGUUCCUUUUUAUUGAAAUAAUGUGCGUAAUCCCACUUUUUGGAGAAGGCGUGCGCACGUUGGCCCGGCCUUACUGACGUGGUCUCGUUUGCGCGAGAACUGUUAAAAACUGGCGAGCGUACGUGGAGAUGGAGAUGACCAAACUCCCGGAAAAGUCUUGCCGAACUGAGUUAUAUUUCCUAGCGAUUACCGAAGUUUUAAGGAGUAGAUUUUUCGAUUACCUAUGGGCAAAGGGAUUCCAGGAAACAUAUAGCCCGUUUACCAGUUGUUCCCAAAAGUUUGUCAUCUUUUACGGGGUUGUGAACUCUUCACCCCAACAGGGGAAAUGGGGUUAGAAUUAGACAAGAUGGUAGGUUGAAGAGUUUUAGAGCAGCCUUAUAAGUUUCAUCCAGACAGCACGACACUGACAAUCACGAAUAGAUAAAAAUCGGUCCUCUAUUUGCACCUGAGGACCAAAGCAAUAUGAAUGAAAAAAUGGAAUUGAUACACUAAAACAUAAAUGUAAUAAGAGAAGAGAUAAAAAUCAACCACCGUGAGAGCGAAUGACACACUGAAAGUGUAGGUGAGCACACAAAGAAAACACCAUUAAAGCACAGUUAAGUAUGGUGGUUAGUAUAAAGGCAUGCAAGAACCAGGGGAAGUUAAAUGAGAAAAAUGGGACUGAGAGACGAAAAAAUAAACAUUCGGUAGACUUUGUACAGUUUUUUACGAUUUUCACAAUAGUCAAAAGAUAUAACAUGGUAGACAAGCGAUUAUUCAAAUUGGUAAUCAGGUAUGACAACGAUGACCUGUGUCGAAAAGUGAUCGCGCUUUGGCAAGGAGGAAAUUAUCAGUAGUAAGUAUUGUCAUGUUGCCUUAAAUCGUUCUUUGUCUCAUCGGACACUUUUAUGUCAAAUUUGUAUUUUUUUCCGAAAUAUUAUUGUAACCUUUGAAGUGAGUAUUUGUUUUAAUUAACCUCUUUUAGUUUUACAACAGGAACCAUUCCCUAUUUGUGGGUAUUGUGGCUGUGUUUAAAGGUUCGUGGUCCCUGUUGUUGACCACGUCCUGCGUAAAUGAAUGGUCAUAACUCAGGAGAAUCCCCACACAAGCACUGUCUCUUCAUGGUCUUCAUCCUUAAGCGGAUCAGACUAAAAAGUUCACUCCACUCCUUCAAAGAUUGGGUAGUGCCGGAGGAAGAUCUAUUGCGAUUCAAAUACGCCUUAUAGUAGGCGUUAACAUGUUAACGCAGGUGCGUUGCAAUGCACCUGCUGUAAAGGAGCACCCAUAUAUCGGUGUGCAUAUGUCCAUCUCGAUACUGAGGUUGCAGAUUAGAAACGGCAGGAACUGUGGUGAGGUGGACACGGUCGAAACACCGAUAUUCCAAAGUGUCCCUCCGACACAUAAUUUGGCAAAAUAGCGCUAUCCUAAGUUGGGGUUAAAGCUUAAGCUCUAUCAGCCUGGCCCAUAUUUACGGCGCCUCUUAUUCAUUAGUUUAAAAGUCAAUGCAUUAUCGUUGUAGUUUCCAGUCUUGUUUUCAUUAUUGUUUUUACCUUCGGACACUAUCCGAGUCCUGACCUACCUCUUUCUUCGCCGAGCUUUGCGUAAGCCCAAAAUAAUGCCGAUGCUAAUCAAGCGCGGCGUGUUGGUCGGCGCCGUGAUUAAAUGACUCACAAUUUGUAAUACAUUCAUAGCAUUCUUGGCAUCGUAAGAAUGCUAGCCACCCUUGCCGUUUCUCCAUUGCACGUAAGAGAUGCCUGUGUUUGUAUUUAGAUUCGAGUGCACCCGACUGCAGGCCAACUGUCUGUAGUUUUACGAAACGCCACUUCAGUGCACCUUUGCGUGGGCAGCCGCUCAAUCUCAGACGCUAUAAAUUAGUGAUUCGUUAGCACACUUGACCAACUUAUACACUGGCCAGCUGUUAAUCGGCUAUCAACUUGGCAUCUAAGUUGUCAUCUAGCCUACUACACGACAUAAGACAGCAAGUAAGCACACUAGUGGGUGCCUGACGAUUUUUCUUGCAUGCGCACUCCUCCGUGGGCAGCGUUCGUCUGGACUUACACCAACUUAGACCCCGAAGCUAUGACAGAAAACAAUGUUUUCUAUUUUAUAAAACGCUUGACAUUGUGUAGGGAAUUUGCGCGAUGACAGUCUCGGGGUGACCGUAUACAUGGGAAAGAAUCAAUAGACUAUAAACGCAGUGCGUUGUGACUUGGCUAUGCUCUCCGAUGGGACUCUUCCUUGGUGUUAUUUCCAGAUCCCAUUACCAGCCGGCACCGCCGUUGAAAGUAGUAGAAAGUUGCGCAUGUGAUUAUGCCCGGCCCAGAAAAGAUGCUGGCCUCGACGGUCUUUGAUGUUUGCAAGUAAAACUCUAGCCGAACAAUUGUCGCCGGACAUGGACCGCACUGGUUUUUGGUGCUCUAUACCCUCAGGUCUGCUAUGCUGUAAUCGGUACAAGUACAGAUUGUAUGUUUUAUGCAUGACGGUAGCAACCCUGCAAUCCAAGAUUGGCUGCAAAAUGUUUUUAUUAAAGAUGGCGAAACAAAGUUUGAUAUUCUGGAAGGUUGAUGUAUCACACAAAAUACUCACGUAUGCAACUGAGGCUGGUUAUUUGCCGUCCAUUUGUGGUGGCUCCUCUCCACAUUCUUGUCAUAUUCUCUGGCUAUCCACAGUCUACUCAAAUCCGAACUUUGUGUUUGAUCUCACACGCACCUUGGCCCGGUGAAGUUUACAAAGCUUCAUUAUGCGAAAGUGUCGCUUGUCACGAUCGUGAACAGUACGAGCUCGGUCAAAUCCAGUACAACACCACCACCGAAGUUUCGUAGGUAGACUACAUAAUUUACAGACACAGGUAUGGGUAAAAUAAGAAGCAUGCAGUUCUUAUAAGGAAAAACCACUCAAGACAGGUAUUGAGUCCGAGGACGAACAAGACAUCGGUGCUAAAUUGUACAAAAAGCAUUAGGCGAUGUCCAUCCGAUACUGCUGCCUGCCCAUCUGGCGGCUCCGCAGUUGUUGAAAGAGCCUUGCCAGUGGACGACCCUGUCUCUGGAUGCCGCACUCCCUGUCAGCCAUUCUGAUGAUCACAUACCGCUGUCUUCGCACCUCUAAAGUAGCGCGUAUGGUUUGACAUUUGUCUGGAAGCAGUUCUUGACAUUGUGAACGCAUAGCACCAAGAAAUAUCGGCCGAACCACUGCCGGUAGUAAUGUUCACCAACCAGUUUACCCUCUUUCCCACCCUUCUCAGUUUUCCUCCUGUUGUUGCGCCUUUUGUUGUCCAUCCACUCAACAGCAUGGAGUAUAUGCUGUCGUAAAUUCAGUCACAGAGUUUCUAGUCUAGAUUGGCCAUCGACUGUUUACGUAAAAGAGGAUUUCGAGCACCUCACAGGAUCUGCAGAUGUGGCAGAAUGUUUUUUAACUGAUUUCCAGCAGCGGUGCUUGUUCCAUGUCAGAAAGUACAGAGACGUGACUGGCAGGCCAGCAUGGGUUUUAAACGGAGAGGAGAACCGGCUGCGGACUCGUGGUCCAUGUUGCCCAUGUAUGCCUCAAGGCCACGAUGGUCGGUCAGGCAGAAUGUCUCGUAAGCGAAGGACAGGCGUCUUUUUCGACACAACUAUUGUUCUCGGAAGGAGCACGGAUAAAGAUAAUGGAGAGGGGGAUGGCAAUUUCUGGCUCAUCAUCCGUCGUCAGCGAGCCGUACCACUCGACUCCAGCUUUGUGCAGUCCGCAAUGCGAACGCGGCUCUCUUGGUCACUAAGCGUUAAGGUAAACGCCCCACCAUUGAACCACGGACCCGUCGUCCUGUCACUUGCGAUGGAGAAUAUUCAGUAUCGUAGGAAGGCGUAUUCACGGACGAGGUUACGGAACGUGCUUGUCCCGUCGCGCCUUGAGGUUCAGCCCAGAGCCUUCGCAGCCAGUCGUAUGGCGACCAGCCAAUUUGCGAGUUUCACUCCUAGUUUUCGAUCUUUCGUCGUUAGUUAAAUCUGUUGAAGCACUGAAGUUCCUUCUCGUAUGUUUUUCAAUUAGUUGGAGGGUCUUUGCUGUUUAAUUAUUCUCUUUUUAGGAUCUGAAGUGCAGACAUGCACAUAUUCGGAAGUGGGUUUACCUAGGGAGAGCAAAAUCCGAGGCCUUGGGCUUUAGCGGCACAUACACAUACACGCUUAACGGGAGACGGUCAAGGGCUUUCCGUAGGGCCUGCCAUAAUCCGUUCAUUUUGAUCUCGAGUGACUUGCCACUAUAACUCUUCCGGGUCUGCUUAUUUUCUUUCAUGUUUCUUCGGAAUGUGUUUAAGUCGGGUUGCUUUGUUGCUAGGAGGUCCCUGCUUUAAGGGCACAUAGGUCAGUCAAGCUACCACCUUCUGGGCAGUCCUUCCCUUUCUUGCCAUUCUCUAGACCCCGGGUCAGACCCAGUAACUAGCUGCGAAGAAAAUAGGUAGUGAUUUUGAGGAGAUAAAUUUGUUGCUGAGCAUCUGUGCGCGUUAACUGGUUAUCACUGGCGUCCCACAUACAUAAGCAAGGAAUUUCGGAGAUCAUGCCGAGUGGAUCAUUACUGUCCUCUGCCUUCAUCUUAUUCAUCGGGAACGUUUAUCGAGUUUUUAUGUGCCUGUCUUAACCUCUACCUUUUUAACUGGUUUGGGAGGUUAUUUCUCUCCCAAUUAUCCCUUGUACUUGCAAAAUAUCCAAAGUAACAAUCGCUCUCUACUUUAGAUUGGACACUGCUCCGCAUGUCCACAGUUGGGGGAACGUCCCUUUUAAGCAGAGUUCUGCAUCUUUGCUUUUCGCGCAAAAAUGUGCUCAACCUGCCAGUUCGCGGUGGGCGGUACAUUGCUCCCGGCCAGUUUUACGUCCCCUUUUCUGAACGAUUUGACGAAGAAGGAAAUCGGAGACCCCUACCUCACCCCGAGACUCCAAAGUUCCGCGGUCAGUCCUUACCAGCCUCUUUAGCCGUAUUAAGCCUAUAGCUGAACUUUUCAUUAUGAGGUGAGGAAUUAUAGAAAAUUCACGUGUUUCUAUUUUACAGACCCAAUAAGUUGGAAACCUAGUUUUUUCCACCAUUCUCAACUGAACUGCCAACUUAAGCUAAAUGUUUCACUGCUCCUCUUUGGGGCGACGUAGUGCACGAUGACAUUACCGACAAAGACAAGAAAGACUGUCGGUAAUGUCAUUCUUCCUAUAUUACGCGCCGCUAUGCGACCGCUGGCGGGGCUCGAGAGAGAGAGAGAGCCCUUAGGCACAACGGGAUUAGUGAGUUCCGUAAAGUGGUCGAUGAGCGACCCCUCUACCAUUGCAGUGGGAUCAUCUCUAAUGGGGACACCUUAUUUCACCACAGCCAGCAUGCGUCUCCACUCGGAAGAGAAGUUUCAAAUUAGAGACGUUGUCCGUGACCAUGAGCGGAAGAUAAAAGUUGUCGAACACUCCGACCUUCGCCAGGUUGGCAGUAUACACAGAAGGCGACUUUCACAGGCGCUGGACAGGAUACAUUGGAACCUGGUUCCACCCACUCUGGCCUUGUCAUCUGCUGCAUCUCGAAGGUAGGCUACAGAUACUUCCGGAAUCAGCCUAACAUGCUGUGGACAAGUUGUAUGCUUUGGCUUUCCUGGUGGGAAGUUGACAGCAACGGUUGUGGUAGAAAGGCAAAUGCGCUUGCACUUUCUCAAAGAAGGGUCUGAGUGCUGAAAGAUGUUGUAGGCAUAAAUAAGGCCAGAAAUGAGGUCUUUUCCCUCGUUGUCGCGAAGGACCUUCGUUGCCUUCAGGCAGUUUUAGGUCACUGCUCGCAUGCUUUUCUGUAAGCAACGGAACGCGCGUGUUGUGGCAUAACCCGCCAGCUGACUCACUUUGUAAUACAUCAUUUGCACUUGCAGCUUCUCCGCCCGACCACUUGGUUGAUUAUCUGGCGUUUGUUGAGUUCUCAUUUAUUAUCCUUAAUACUGGUGAAGAGUGCAUUGUCGGUGGCUGCUAAUGAAAUUUUGACAAAUUAUCAAGGUUUCGUACUCCAAGGGGGCAUUGUAUAAUAAGUACACCGACCGGCAUUCCGCUGGACAGAAAAUAAGGGACCCACACCGUUGUGGUUAACUACUUCUUCCAAAAAGCACUGCGAUCGCAGAAAGCCGUUUCGGAGUUGUUGCCCAUUAUCGGUGCUCCAUGGCGUUUACCUUCCGGUAAGUGAACCCGCUAGGUCUGGGACCUCUCCGAUCGAGAGGUCAGGGCUAGGAUAGGCUAAACUUUCGCGAUGAGAAAACGCCACGCCUUCCUAAUGACUGGCAACAACCUGUAGACCUCGGAGCUCUUUGUGCGAGGGUGCCCCAUUACUCACGUUUCCAAUUCAGGGGUAUAAAACGAUGGGGUAUAGGGUAAUCAUGUGGCGGUUAAGGUUCUUGUUGACAUUACAGUGUCCUCCUGCAGCGUCCUUCGCCUCUACGAUCCAGCGCGAGAAGGACCUCCGCACAUUUGACUGCGACCCACUCACGCGCAGUUUAAAGGGAUGUCUGCGCAGCAGUAAAACUGCUUUGAGGGAAGAAUUCAGGAUUAACGGUCGUUCCCAGUAUGGCAAAGAAUCUGGUCCUGGGCUGGCAUAGUGGCACGCCUUUGGACCUUAUCGAGAGCGGUGUUGUCCUCCACAGCCCAUGGUUUCCAUGCCUGGACAGCGUACUGUAGUUGUUUUACUAACCUUAUUGUCCCCACCUCUCACGUGAAUUCUAUCCUCUUAGAUACAUAUUUUAAAAAGGUUGCAGUUGACAUUCACCAGGCCCACUUUAUUAGCCUCCAUGUUUUCACAAAAAUUAUCAAAUCGGCUAAUUUGUUUGCAGUCAAUGUUGACCCUAAUGCAGGACCGGGGAAAUGUCGUUGCUGCUCCAUUUACUGCCUGACUUAUGUCUCGUUGCCUUAGGCGGACUUAUUCUCUGAAUUUUUUAACUUAAUAUUACAGGGUAAGGAGAAUACUAUUCUAUGCGGUGGAAAGUUGUUCGAUUUGUAACAUUGGUUUGCAGAACAAUUAACCGUUGGACACGAUGAUCACGCUGAAGUUAGGUUUUAUACCCAUCGUACGAGAGGGUCUUCUGUUUAGACAGAACAAAUUAUACUGUUUUUAAGAUUGUUUUGAGGGCAGAUAAAUUGCACUUAUUUCAAGGAACUUUUUGGUCAUGAUUGCCUUAGUUCGUCUGUUUCCGAAGGAGAAUCAAGCAUCUUAGUCUGGCAGACCUGCAAUGCCAGAUUUGGCUGCUCAAUUCCUUCCCUCACAAAGUUGCCUUCCUUCUCACCCACCCUCUUUAGACGAGUUACCUCCUCCUACAAAUCCCAAAAUUGCCGACAAGAAGCCCUUCCGGAUGAUCUGCGAACCAAAGAAGAUCUACUGGUGGUGUUCUUGCGGCCAAAGCAAGGAACAACCCUUCUGUGACGGUCACCAUGCAAAACACCUGCAUCCUUGGCCUAACCGGAACGACAGGAAUAUGUUCAAACCAAUCAAAGUCGUCUUUCCGAAGUGCGUUAACUACUCUCCUUUCGGAGGUGUUCGCCUCUGAAGUUGUUUUUUGUUGCUAGUUAGUCGGUGGAUCACAGCUCCCAUAACUGCCGAGAGUUUAAGUUAUUUACGCAGAUAUCCAAGUGCAUCAGGUAUCGAGACUUAGAAUGGUUUAAAGUGGAUCACCUAGGAGCUGCAUCUGGCUCUUGUCGUUAGACAGGGAACGGAUCCUCUCAGCCUUGCUGCACCCCAACUAGUCCAAUGAGAGCUCACGCUUGCCGUGCGCCAGAGCCUGUUUCCCUACCGAAACCCAUGGACAUGCCGAGUAGCUCACGACUUGACUGAAGGGCAGACCCUCGGGUACUUGUCAAUCCGGACCGAUUGCACGACAGAAUCUCGGCGUUCGCUUUUGCUUUGGUGCCCCAGUCUAGAGCUCGCGCGUGCACUAGCACGAUGGGCGAUCAGUCAGACAUUGAGAAGUAUUGUCAACAAAGACAAACCUGAGGUUCGAAUCUGGUCUCAUUUGAUCACUGAGUUAGAUGCUCUAUCAAUGAGUGCUGCCGGCUUCGGUGGGGAUUCGGCAAAAUCGCAUGUGAUAACGUCCGCGGAUCUGUUUUGAUUACACGACAAAAUAUGGUCAUUUUAUUUCGCCAUUAAGCUAUUGUCUACCGCCCUUGCAGAGAAUCACAUCCAUUGUGAGAUCAGCAGUUGAACUUGACAAGCUAUGCUGAUUUUGAGUGGGGCCUGGACUACAAUACUGUUGCGUAUCGACUGUUGUCUCACAACUUCAUUUACGGUAGCAAGCGCUUUUUUCGUUGAAACUUCUAAGUUGCUUGUGGCUAUUUCACUCGCAUUAUAGAUCACUAGCAAAGUUCUAGCACCCUAGCCACCGAGAUUAUUCGCUUAGUCCUCCAUAAUACUUUUCUAGGUGACGUUUGGUCCAAUUCCGGGGGUUCCUUGGUUAUUCCCGAUUCUGAGGUAGAUUUCAUUAUACCGUUCAUCCACUCGUACCAAGCAAUCCUCGUGCCGAAAUCAACCAUCAACAUUAUUAAUGACUGAAAAUUAUAAAUCCAAAAAAGGGAAAAGGAUCACGGGCCUUCGACAAUGGAGAGAUAGAAUAUUAAUUCGAUCUCUUCUACUCGACGUCCUCCCUCGUCUUGUCCGACGUCGAAAUUGUAUAGUCCACUUCCACUCGAGAUCGACUCGUUUUCCGGCACUUGACAAUCUUCCAGGCAACAGGUCCUGAUAGAUUCGAGCGCGUCAGAUUUAUUAGUCAGCAAUGCGUUGACGUGCCGUGGGAGUGGAUUCUCCACUAGGGCCAGUUUUGGCGUUUCACCAAAGUAGUGUAUUUCCUCAUAGUUAUCUUUAAUGCUUUUUGAUGACUAAAUUAUCUUGUCUAGGAAGGAUCGGUCAACAUUCGCACUCUCAGUCACUUUAUGAGAGAAUAAAUUAUUUGAAAGAAGACGAAGGCACGAUCACUAGGGCGGUAGAUUUAUUCGCCUUAGCUUUCGACUUUGAGCAGGCGUUCAUCAUCAUAGAUUGCCAGUGCAGCGACGUGUGAACAUUUAUAUCGUUGUGCCGUGGGGGGGGAGGUAACUACGUCCCUGGCUAGGUCUGGUGUGUGCUGUCUGGCCCACAAUGGCUCCCCUGCGUGGUGACGGAGUUUGUACUUCGCGGCAGUGUGAGCUGCGCUAUCUGGCUGCGUGGGCGGAGUGCGUGAUUACACGCAGGCAAAUCAAUGUGCCUAUUGAUAGAAUUGGUGUCCGACACCCACGCCUCGAACAGUUCUCGCCCCGUCUUGCCGGCUCGCGCCAAUAUCCGCGUGCUGGCGAAGUCAAACUCAUGGCCUUCCUCCAGCGUCUGAGUGGCGACUUAAGAUAAUGGGUCGUCUCGCCGAACGGCCCGUUUGUGUUCAAGUAUUCGUGAACUGAGACGUCGUCCUGUUUGGCCUGUGUAGUGACAAGGACAGUUAUAGCACGGGAUUUGAUUGACUACGCCCGAGUGCUCACCUGCCUUGUUGCGCAAGAAAGGCGCGUGGAAUGUAUAGUUUAAUAUAAUGUAAGCAUGAUUGGAGGAAGCGCAUACGGAGGAGUUGAGCAGUACUUUUGUAGGUGGCCAUCAUCAGUACGCCAAGAAUCGCCUUGGUUGUGUGAAACCUAGUUGUGCAAGGGAGGCACGUAAUUUGAAGCCUGCUUAUCCCCUGCCUUUUUGAAGAACUACAGACUCCAGGCUGAUUACCUCUAUUUGUUUUUUAACCUAGGACUUUUGUGCCUUUAACUGUUACUCUUCUAUAAUUCAUUGAUAUUUUGGCAGAUUUUGACUAAUUCAUAUUGACCCAACUGUGAAAAACUCGGCGCCUCGGUGGGAUUCGAACCCACGCAGUAAGGGGAAGGCUUUAGUACAGCCAACGCUCUAACCACCUGAGCUACGAGGUCAAUAUGAAUUAGUCAAAAUCUGCCAAAUUAUCAAUGAAUUACGCGAGCCUGGUAGUCAUCUGGUGGAUUCUAGGUGAAUUACUUAGGAAAUCCUGCUUGGGCAGUCAACUUACUGCAUCAGAUUUGGUGGAUUCCAGACGUUGCAGUAGGUUGGGCGGGUAACUUGACCCAAGUGUGAUUAAACUCGCGUCGUCCGACGGGAUCUCGUAGCUCAGGUGGUUAGAGCGUUUGCUGCGCUAAAGCCUCCCCUUUACUGCGUGGGUUCGAAUCCCACCGAGGCGCCGAGUUUUUCACAGUUGGGUCAAUAUGAACUCUUCUAUAAAGAAGAGAUUUCCUGCGAACAUACUUGAUCCCACAUGAGAGGCAGUAGUUUUUUUUCCUGAGCAAGUUUAUCCUAUUCGACACUUCUGUAGGAUCAACUUAGCAGUUUAUGUUCUCCAAAAGCACGUUUAAAGACAUCAGAGGCAGUGGGUCUGCAUGCUGAAACAGUGUAUCCUUGUGAGCCACCGCCGGCGAUGUUGCGAUCUCUCAGUCCACGAGUAACCUGUCUAAAGAAAUGAGCCAUUUUUGAUACACCUUAUAGGAUAUGGUAUGCUCUGAAACUUUUGAUGCGUUGAAUCCAAUGGCUUCCGGAUUUAAUUUGCUGCCCUCACUUCCAGUGUUGUACGGGCUCCCCGGCCAUGUUGUUAUUUUGGCAAAAUAAAGUUGCAACUCAAGUGAUAUAUAUCACUUCAUAGUUGCAUAAAGCCGGCGGUGUUUUAAAGGAUGGAAAGGUUUUACGUGCUCGAAAAUACGAUGUUAUUUAAGGAGUUUGUUUGGGGAUACGCGCAGUCACUGUCCAUAGAAUGACAAGGGAGCUUCAUGUGAGCAUCGAAGACAAUGGUCACUGAGGACAUUUUCAAUGGCUGACCGGUAUUUCAUGCUAUCAGAUUUAUUGUAACCGCGUAGUAUGCGCCGAAAACCAUGAAACGUCGACCGACUUUUUUAAAAUACGCAUUCACCGGGGACUUACGACUUUGUUGAUGUUUAGAGCUACUUAUCAGAAGACAUAGUCCAUAGUUUAUUCACUUUUAGGCAUUUACUGCUUUCAUUUUACAAGAAAUUACGUCUCCUUAAAGUAUUAAACACUAGGCGGUAUUUCUGCUUUGGGCGAUUUUGAGUCCGACACAGGGAUAUGGAUCCCCCCGUAAUAUAGAUCGCCUCACGGUAAAUUCCGGGGAAGUGCCUUUUCCUAUGUCCUAACUUUGACCCCAACUCCCAUGGAAUUAAAGGCAAGGUCACCUGUAGUACGGGGAGGUUACGUGUUCACAUACCUAACCACAUCUUGGACUGAAACUUAUGCUUUCGCUGCAUUCUGUACGUUUCCACUGAAGCAACUGGACUAACGCUACAUAUGCCUCUAGGUGGAAUUCCUCGUACUCAUAGAAUGUUGCAACAGAUGUAGAUUACGCUGCCCGCUUUGUGGUCAGUCCUCAUAAUCCCGUCGUUAGUAGUCGCAGUAGACUUUCCUACAGACGUCGAAAAGGUCCUCCCGCUUCUCUGGCACAAAUUUGAGGUGAGGAUUGAACAUGUAAUCCCGCUGAGGAAAUAGAGCACAAGGAUACCUGUGAUAUGGAAUGUUAAUCUCAAUUUUCUCGGUAGGGCAGGCAGGCCCGACAACUAAUGGGAUCUGUGACAGACGUUAAAAGAGCUCACAGUUCUGCCAUGUGUUUGUUUUAUUACUCCAACGAGGUGUCGCAACAGACGGCACAAUUUGUAAGGUGCGAAUUAGGGCGUGUGAACGGACGAAAAAUAGGUUAUCCGCGAUUACUUAUUAAGGGAGGCCAAACCGGGUAAACAAGUAUGUGGCAGACAAUUUUAACUAACAAUAACCCCAUCCCGAGUCUUUAACCUAACUGAAAUCCUAAGGUGCCUAUAUAAAUGAAAUAAGUGGAUAUGAUACUGUAGUGAAGACUCCUGGUUACAUAGUGGAUACCAGAGUUAAAACGAGUAUAGCAGAAGAAUUAAGGUUUUCAUAAGUAAUAAAAAAUCCACGAAGAAAGUGCACAUUGCUUAAGUGAUGAUUUUGCGGCGUUAUUUACACAAAUAGGGGAGAUGCUCACUUAGAUGUCAGCAUGUCACUAUAGGAAAUAAACUAAUCUAUUUCGCUGUAGACGUCCAGGGAAUUCUGCUCAGUAUUUAAUGCGUCUUGUUGCAUAUGGCAUGCAACCUUGUCUUUUUAAAGAGAUACUCGAGCGUUUAAGUUGAUGCCUUACUUAUUUCCGCAUGCGUUGUCCACUUCGACGACCGCUCUUGUAAUAAUUUGUGUUUUUUGCCUUGCAGGAAAACCGAGGUCUGGUGGUGCCGGUGCAAGCAGACCAGCUCUCCUCCCUUCUGUGACGGAAGCCAUAACUGCGAACAAGUACAGGCCGCGUUCAAAUAUUAA